AUGGCGGGGGCGGUGUCGGCGCUGUUCCUGCUCGACAUCAAGGGCCGCGUCCUCGUCUGGCGCGACUACCGCGGCGACGUCACCGCGCUCCAGGCCGAGCGCUUCUUCACCAAGCUGCUCGACAAGGAGGUCAGUGCGCCCGUCCUCCUUCUCCUCUCAGAUCUGUGCAGCAUCGGAUUGCGGUCUGAGCUCUGCCCUGCUUCCGCUUCCCGUGGUCACCAGGGCGACGCGGAGGUCCACUCGCCCGUCGUCCACGACGGCGCCGGCGUCUCCUACACCUUCAUCCAGCACAACAACGUCUUCCUCCUCACCGCCGCCCGCCAGAACUGCAAUGCCGCCAGCAUCCUGCUCUUCCUCCACCGCCUCGUCGAUGUGUUCAAGCACUACUUUGAGGAGUUGGAGGAGGAAUCUCUGAGGGACAACUUCGUCGUCGUGUAUGAGCUACUUGAUGAGAUGAUGGACUUUGGCUAUCCGCAAUACACAGAGGCGACGAUCCUGAGUGAGUUCAUUAAGACCGAUGCAUACAGGAUGGAGGUCACACAGAGGCCACCCAUGGCAGUGACGAAUGCCGUGUCAUGGCGGAGCGAGGGGAUUCGAUACAAGAAGAAUGAAGUGUUCUUGGAUGUGGUUGAGAGUGUCAACAUUCUUGUCAAUAGCAAUGGGCAGAUUGUGAGAUCUGACAUCAUCGGUGCGCUGAAGAUGCGGACAUUUCUGAGUGGAAUGCCGGAGUGUAAACUUGGGUUGAAUGAUAGAGUUCUUUUGGAAGCUCAAGGCCGAGCAACUAAAGGAAAAGCAAUAGAUCUGGAUGAUAUCAAAUUUCAUCAGUGUGUUCGGUUGACCAGAUUUGAGAAUGAUAGGACUAUAUCAUUCGUUCCUCCGGAUGGAGCUUUUGAUCUAAUGACUUACCGACUCACCACACAGGUGAAGCCUCUGAUCUGGGUAGAAGCACAAGUUGAGAAGCAUUCAAGAAGCCGGAUAGAGAUCAUGGUGAAGGCAAGGAGCCAGUUCAAGGAAAGAAGCACGGGAACAAAUGUAGAAAUUGAAGUACCUGUACCCUAUGAUGCCACAAACCCAAAUAUAAGGACUUCAAUGGGUUCUGCGGCAUAUGCACCCGAGAGAGACGCAAUGGUCUGGAAAAUUAAAUCAUUUCCUGGUGGCAAGGAAUAUAUGUGUAGAGCAGAAUUUAGUCUUCCCAGCAUAACCUCGGAAGAAGCAACCCCUGAAAAGAAGGCCCCAAUACGUGUGAAAUUUGAGAUACCAUAUUUUACUGUUUCAGGCAUUCAGGUUCGUUAUCUGAAAGUGAUCGAGAAAAGUGGAUACCAGGCCCUCCCUUGGGUUCGGUACAUCACGAUGGCUGGUGAAUAUGAGCUGAGGCUUAUCUGA
Molecule: messenger RNA, 1383 nt
Organism: Triticum turgidum subsp. durum (durum wheat)
Lineage: Eukaryota; Viridiplantae; Streptophyta; Magnoliopsida; Poales; Poaceae
Source: the annotation of a GenBank genome assembly